UACAGUACAGGUGAGCAGCAUGAUUUAGCUCAGCACACACCAAACAGGAAGGAGCAUCAAAUCCUGGAAUUGUAUCUGUCGCUGUGAGACUGUGAUCGCUGCAGACUUUGUCACCUGCAGCCCAUUAUAUUUAUCUAUACGGGGUGAUCCAAAUGGACGUGGAGGGAGAUUAGCUGGAGUGACCUUUCCUUCCCUCAGUCUGUCCUUUUGCCACCAGCUCAGUUCAUCAAAUGCAAAACUGAAUGAAGAGUCGGGAUUUUAGACGCAAAACCAAGAAAGUCUGAAUGGAGGAGCUGCUGCCCACAAAGUUACUGAAUUCAUGACAAAUCCAUAAUUCUGGAUGCAUUUUUCUAUAACAAAACUGUCUGCAAAUGAAUUUUGAGGCUCUGAAGAGAAAUCAGUCCAUGGAAUGACCUUUCCAUGUUAUUCCUCACAUGCACCUAACAGCAGGAAGUUGCCAUACACACAGUCCGCCUUCACGUCACUGCAGAGUUAUGAUCCCAAAGAUAAAGGGCAGAUCCCUUUCUCCGAGAGAAAAAUAAUCUGCGUGCCGGCGAUAGGGAUGUAGACGAAAAGCAUGUCUUGGUGACCAAAAUAGCAGAGAGGGAAGAGCAAAGUCUGGGAAAAGGAAAAAGGAGGACUCAAAGAGAGAAGGCUGGACUGUUUUGUCAUUCUAGGAACAGAUGAUUUGUAACAGAGCACAACAAACUUGUGCAGCUUUUGUGGCAGCUGUCCAUGGGAACUCAUCCAAGACACAAAGCUCACCCUGCUGGGAGGUACUGUAAGAUAGAGAGAAACACUUUAUGAAGACCAAAAAGAGAGCACACUUCUCUCAUUUAAUUUUAGCUCAGCAACAUUUGGAGGGACCUCUGGAUUUCCAUGAUCGGAGGAAGCAACCUGUAACAGUGAACUUUUCUUGCUGUGUUUGCCUAUGCUUCUCAAACUUUCUUGCUGCCUGCCAGUAAGGAGUAAAACCUCCCAUCCUUCAACUGAAUUGGUGGUUUCCUCUUAUCAGGAGAGAAGAUUUAUCUGACAACAACGAAACCGUCACAUUUCCUUCUGCUGUGGGCUUCUAUUUUUUUCCCUGCUGCAGCAGAGACGUUAAAGUUUGGGUAGCGAUGGAGAUGAAGACGGGACACACGUCCGUCAGGAGAGGGGUGAGCUGGAGUCCAGCAGAAAUUACAAAACCUCUCCAGGCAACACAAGACAUGGACACUCCUGGGACAGAGUGCAAUGCAUUAUGGGAGAAGACAGGAUUCAACAAAGAAAAGAUGAGCCGGAAAACAAAUCUGACUCGGAGUGCCAGUUUAUCAGAGAAGGAACUCAAAGAGGCUCGAGUCAGGAGCCAGAUCAUUGCCACUCAGCUCACUGUCCCUUCCAACUCUAGCUCCCGAGGCGUGCAGCUCUUCAACCGCCGCAAGCAGAGAGUCAACGCCUUCACACUUGAAAGCUGUGGAGAGGGGUCACAAGAGGACAGGGUAGAGAAUGUGAAAACUGAACCCUUGUCUAACAAACCAACAUGGGCAGAGAGGAGCCGUGAGGAAAAAGAUAGAGAUCUCAACAUUAAGAAUAGCUCCACAAAAUCACUCUUCCCAACACCUAUAAAGGUCCCUACAGUAGGUGAUAUCAUGGAGGAACCACAUAAAGAUUUCCACAGAGAAGAGGACUUAGAGGAGAGUGUUAUCCAAGAGAGGCACUUCCUUCCUGUCAAGGAAGAACAGGAUGAAGACAAAGAGUCAGAAGAUAAAAUUCAUGAGGAGAAAGUCAAGGAUGAGAUUCCCCCUGGAAAUUAUAACAGUGAUCCAGUCAUGAUGGGGCAUGUCGAGGGGGGGGUGGAGAUAACAGGGCCAGCUCCCAGUGGAGUGCUUCUUAGUGGCUGCCACAGCACCUCUGGAUCAGACAGGGUGUCUGUGUCCACAUCCAAGCAGACAGGCACCAUCACCAACAGAACUGCCAGACCCUUUUUCUCCCCACCAACAGUACAGUCUUCAGAGGAAACCAACCCUGUCAUGGACACCCCACCUCCUCCUUCUUACAACACUCCUCCUCUGCCUGCUUUCACAGCUCCACAACCUGUGGCAUUCUCACCUCCACCUCCGCCUCCAUCAUAUCCCAUGCCACCUCUCCCAGCCUUUACAAACCAACCUCUACAGGCCUACUACUCCAGUCCACCUCUGAUGUCUCCUGUGACUUCCCCUUCCUUCCAUCCACCAUCUCAGUUCCCAGUUUCUCCUGUAUCUCCCCAUCCACCCAACCCUCAUUAUUGCCCUCCCACAGCCCCAAAGCCAUCCACCUUCAUUCCUCAGCCCUCCGGAGAGAGGAAGUCAAUAAUAACAAUUAAAACAGGAAUACUUGAGGAAGGGACUGCAAGGAGGGCAACUAAGAAGUCAAUGUUCACAUUCAAACAGAAACCGGUGGUAGCUCCGAACCCUGAGCUGCUGACUUUGGUGCAAGGUGUGGAUGAACGGAAGAAACACGGACAUAGAUCGGUGCCUGAGCCUACACCUGAGGAAGAGUUACUGGCUCUGGGUGCAGAGGCCUCCAACUUCCUCGCCAAGGAAGAAGAUAAGGCAGAGGCGGCUAAAGCUCCAGAGUGGGCUUCAUGCCUUAGGAGCUCCAGGACUGAACCCAGGGCAGAGCACAGACUAGAGCAGAACCUUACCAACGUUUCAGGAAAGGGGGCUGAGCUGUUUGCCAAGCGUCAAUCCAGGAUGGAGAAAUAUGUUGUUGAUAAUCAGAGUGCAAAUCAAACGAGGUCUCUGUCUCCCACAAUGUCUUUACCACCAUCUUGGGUUUACCCAUCCAACAUGCCUGGGAGGGUCAAGGCCAUUGCUAAAAAUUCUGACAUGACAGCUCAGUUUUCACAAAAUUUAAAGACCCAACAAGCCGUAAAGCAAAAACCCAGGCCAAAAGCUCCAGUACCACAGCCAGUUCCAGAAUCACCACCUUUAGAGAACGGAUGCUCCAAGAUAGAGAUGGACCUGUCAAGGCACCGGCCUUACCAGCUUAACCCAUCCCUCUUCACAUUUACCCCAGUCAAAGACCACCCCAUUAGUACACUACCCAGAGGAGCACCACAAGCCAAGAGCCAGAUCACCAACCAAACCUUCUCCAGACAGACUUCAUUAUCUAGCACACCUCCUUCUCACUUCAAUACUCAGAGCAUGUCUCCUCAGCUGCCCCUCAGCCCCACAGGAGGAGCAGAGUAUUAUUCACAUCCAGCCUCUGUGCAGCCACGGGUUAGAUCUGCUAUGUCUGCCUUUUCUCCAGAGCGAGUGUCCUCUCCCCGGUCAGGGGUCCAGGCACCAAAGCCCACAUUUUCUGCCAAGAAGGCAGGGAUUACACCACAGACAUCAAAGGACUCAACUGUAGGUGAGACCUCCAGUGAGACUACCACGCCAACCAGGAUACCGAAUCUUGCCAGACGUUUCAGCAGCCCAGAGGGUCCCAACACAGGGACCUGGACAUCCAGCCUCCAAAUGAAUUGCCCCUCCAACACCAACACCUCCAGCUCCAUCCAUUCAAUCACUUCCCCUGUCUCCUCUCCCAUGGUUACAAGAUGCCUGUCCCCCAUGACCAAUCAGAAUAUCCACUUUUCCAAAACUAACUCUACACCAACAUUCAGACCCUCUCAAACAUCUGGAGUCACCCCUCCGUGCUCCCCUUGGGGGUCAAGAUGUCAGUCCCCAAUGGUAAGCCAUAAUACUUCACAUGAUGUCCCCAUUUCUACAUCAAGACCCACCCAGACACACACAGACACAGCUCUUGUCUCUCCUCCUUGGGGCUCAAGAUGCCAGUCCCCAAUGGUAAGCCAGAAUACUUCCACUAACAUCUCCAUUUCCACACCCAGAGUCUCACAAACACCUAUAACCACAUCCCCUAUCUCACCUCCUUGGGGGUCAAGAUGCCAGUCCCCAAUGGUAAGCCAGAAUACUUCCUCUACUAUCUCCAGUUCCACAUACAGACCCUCCCAAACACCAAAAAACACAUCUCCUAUCGCUCCUCCUUGGGGUUCUCGUUCCCAGUCUCCAGGACUCUCUCAUAGCAGUUUACCAUUCUCCACCACUAAACCUCUGUACACAUCCUCUGCCACCUCUCCUAUUCUCCAAACCAAAGACAGUCGCUGCAUGUCUCCCACUGUUAAUAAUUUAGACUCUAAGGCCAACCACCGCCUCCUGGCAAAGAACAUAAUCAAUGCAGCAAAACGUAAAAACAGUCCUUCCCCUGGUGCACUCAGUGGUCACAACCUCCCCAUCUCACCUCUGGGAAAUUUGCACCAUGGGUACGACUGUCACAAACCACCCACAAGCCCCUUCCAGUCACGAGCACUGGGCGCCCAGUCCCCUAUCUUUACCAGCCCACCUCCCACCCCGACACAGAGGAUCUGCUCUCCUGUGAGGCUUUACAACACUCGCUCGCUCACAGACUCUGAUGCCUCUGUUGAGUCUGAAGACUCUGGCCUUCGAUCGCCUGGCCCGCACUCCUACAACACCUGUCCCCGAGGCUGGGGCGGCAGCCUGAGGGUAAAGAGAAGCACCGUCUCCACUGAUCUGUGAGAGUGUUGCAGGCUGACUUCAUGUGUUCAUAGACAGUAAGAACUGUGUGAUGGACGUUUCAGCCGACUAAUGUUAAACAAGUUACCUUUCCACAACUUUAAUUGCUUUGUGGACAAUUCAUCAAGGUAGCACUAGCAUUUUAAUGACUCACAUUUCUAGUACAGACUGACAAGAACAAGCUUUUUACAUAAUGCAGUUGCUGUGGCUUGUAUGCUUCAUAUAUACCAAAAAGUGCAAAGACUCAAAAUAACCAAAGAAAUUUGAACUUACUUGAAAUGAACAUUACAUCUUCACGACAAAUAUACCUUCGCAGUCACUGUUAUUAUUAAAUAGUGUCAUGGUUAAGGGGGUAUUGUAUUGAAAAAUCAUUACUGAAUUAUCAUUGUAUUUACUGGUCUUGCACAAGGAAAAAUGGAGGGAGACUUUUACUUUGAAGGCAUAGAAGGGACACAAAUUGAUAGUUGUGUAAAUACAUAUCUCUGUAUUCAGUAUCUUGACUAUGCAGUGCUUUGGUUGAGGCAUUGUCCUUAUGCUGUAUUGAUAAAGUAUCAUAUCCAACAAAUUCAUAAUGAAUACCAAUUUAGACGACAUUAAGUUAAAUUAGUUGACAUAUCUUUUUCAUCACAAAAACACAGUGAUAGGUAGGACACAUAGUACUCACAUAUCAUACACGGUUUAAGUAUUCACCACAGCUUAUUAUCCAUUUUACUCAAUGGAAAAUAAAUAACGUGCAUUAUUAUCACAGUGCAAUAAUCAGUUUAACGUGACGUACUGUCUAUGUGUUGCUUUAUGUACUGCAUUUGCUAAAAUGAAUGUAGGGUUUACAGACAGAUUGACAAUGAAUGACAGAGAGAAAGGACAGUGUAGGUGUAGAAUUAUGUAAGGAGCAGAGAACCUAGUCAAUGAAGCACUGUUUCAAUGCUUCAGGAACAAAAAUCUAAGGGUUUUUUGAUGAUGAACAACUAAAUGAACAAAUGUCUCCUGAAGAUUUAAUGGCAAAAUGGAAGGCAUAUUGAUUGUAAUAGUCAUUUUGGAGAUUGAUGUGUGCAUAAUUUGGGUGGAUUUUGUGCUGAUCAUCAUGUAUCAGUAAUGUUUAGGAGAAUGUUGUAUGUUGAGAGAUGUGUUUGUGAGAAAAGGAGCAGAAGAAAUGGAUUUUAAGUACAUAUGAGACUAUAAUGUGCAUUAUCUUUCACUUCUGAAGUUUGAUUUUAUACUUGAUUUGCACUUCUAUUCAUUCCAUUUCCGCAGCUAAGUUUGCAUUGUCUAAAACUUGAUUUGCCCAAGGGGUGACAAUCACAAUAACACCAGCAAAUAAACACUACAUUCCUGCACCAUAAAACAUGGUGAUAUGAUGGUAGCUUCUAACCACAGUGAGCUUGCUUUGAAUGUGGAAUAGCUGAAUUCCAUCUUCAAACAUCUUGCCUAGUCCAGCAGCAGCAGCAGCAGCAGCAUACAACUGAUCAUUCUCUCAUUCCCUGACACGCAGGCCAAAUAUGCAUCAGCAAAUUUCUAAAUAUUUUCUUCAGUGUGUGUUCAGAGUGACAGGGACAUCUGCUACAUAUUGGCCUGGCACCUUCAGCAGGAUUAAGAAUAUCACUGUCACGGAUUAGUUUCAACCUGGUUCACCUCUUGGCUUUUAAAAGCUUCUUUUUCCAAGAUGAUUUUCCUCAACGAUUGCAAACCUGCAUUUUAUCAUAACAGCUCACAUUGUUUUUUCAUAACUGUAACAUUUCUGAAAAUGAUUGCAAAAUAAAAAGUGAUGAUGCAGUUUAAA
Solea senegalensis (Senegalese sole) is the source of this 6330-nucleotide messenger RNA. Its product is annotated as synaptopodin-2. Gene Ontology annotation, biological process: positive regulation of actin filament bundle assembly. Gene Ontology annotation, molecular function: actin binding. NCBI's taxonomy places the organism in Eukaryota, Metazoa, Chordata, Actinopteri, Pleuronectiformes, Soleidae. The transcript is spliced from 4 exons. Bases 1119 to 4556 code for a protein of 1145 amino acids. The record is from RefSeq and is a predicted model, not a curated record. Gene Ontology annotation, cellular component: Z disc; actin cytoskeleton; nucleus.